Molecule: messenger RNA, 1581 nt
Organism: Clupea harengus (Atlantic herring)
Lineage: Eukaryota; Metazoa; Chordata; Actinopteri; Clupeiformes; Clupeidae
Gene: cgrrf1
Product: cell growth regulator with ring finger domain 1
Biological process (GO): negative regulation of cell growth
Source: RefSeq, a predicted model, not a curated record
GUACAGAAUCAUGCGGACGUGAUCGAAGCUGGGAGCUAAGCUACUGAAGUUUUGUAGUGUUAUGUAUUUAAUUGCUAUUGUUUUGACAUGUGAACAGAACCUUGACUUAAAAUGGCUGCAGUGUUUUUAGUUAUGUUAUAUGAAUAUUCUCCACUGUUCUACAUCAGCGUGAUAUCACUGUGUUUCAUCAUUACCGCCGCCAUGGUGUUGGGCUGGUUCGGUUUUGAUGUUCCCGUCAUUCUGCGAAGUUCUGACGAGGCAGAACCGUUUUCAACUGCACCAGAAAAGAGGAUGGUCCAGGUGACGAAUCCUUUUUCGCUGGAGUUGGGGACCACAACAGCCUUAGUUACUGAGGGCGUCACGCUGCGCCCAGAAUGCUUGGAAGAGUGCGUCCUGACCUGCUUCUGGGGCUGUGGCAUCCAGGCACUGCAGCUGGCAAUGCAGAGUCACCAGCAUGGGCCCAGGCUCACCACCCCACAGCUGCUCCAGGAGGCCCUUCACUUCCAGUACUACCACUGUCAGAGCUUCAUCAUAGACAAAGAGAACAAAGAUGAGCAGUUUACCCAGAUCCCUGCGGACCUGGGUAUUACAGACUUCGGGCCAAUGCCACGGGAACGCUACCCUCUGGUGGCUGUGUUGACUCUUGCAGAGCCUGAAGCCAGGGAGACUUACAACAUUGUUGCUAAUGUCACCGUAGUUCACGUUCCUGACGACAAGAACAGGCUCUCAGCGCGGGUCCUGUUUCAGUACCUCCUCACCGCACAAGGGAGCAUGUAUGAGUUGAAGCCUCUCUUCAUGUCAACCGAGAAUGAGGGGUCGUCCGAUGCAACUGACUCACCCUCCGGCGGAGGAGAAGGUUCCGAGGCACAGGCCCAGGGACCCGGAGAGGAAGCGGAGGAGGAUCCGGAGUUGGAAGACGAGUGGUUGGAGGUGCAAGGGAAGGACUGCGUGGUGUGCCAGAACGCACCCCUGAACCGCGUGCUGCUGCCCUGCCGUCACGCGUGUGUGUGCGACGGCUGCAUGCCCCGACUCCAGCACUGCCCCAUGUGCCGUGCUUUUGUCAUGGAGUCCUUCGUCUUGUCCCAGAGGCCACCAGCAGAGGAGGAAGAGGAGCAGGAAGAAUACAAUGAAGAAGUAGGAGAUGAGUGAUUUAGGUCUGACCUGGAGGUGAUGCCACCUCACUGUAGUCCCUGUGGGAUACUGAAGGAAUUCAGAUACUGGACAGCAAGAUUGAUUGUAUUUCAUCAAGGUUUGCAAAUAAGUUGUAGUCAAGAACUCUAUUUUAUAUAGUUCUAGAUCUUUUAUGUAGAUAUGGCAGGGGUUGUAAGGCAUGGUGUUAUUUCAGUGGAUUGCUUUGUUAUGCAUUUUUCUUGCAUUCCUUACCUAACCCUAGGUUUGAAGUAUUAGAGGACUAAAUCUCCUCCUUUUAUUUGUGCAAAUGUAGACGAUUCCUAUUUUCUUUUGGAAACAUGUCCUGUAACAUAUGUCAAUGUGUCCUAGGUCUAUUUAUUUGUCUACAAGCUGUGCCAUACAAUGAAGUGUAUAAUGAAAGUGCUAAAAUGAGUAAACAUUUACAGCAGA